AGCUCUAGAAUAUAGAUUAAACGUGCAAUCGUAGUUUACAUUAAAUAAUGGUUUGUAUCGCAUGUGCACAACAUUCACCUUCGUGCACUAUCGCCUCCACACAGCUAGAGGUGGCAUUUUCCGAGAUUAGAUCCUCACACAGAGUCGCAGUAACCCCAAGAAUAAUAAUUUUUGUACCCUCAGCAGGUCGUUUACUUUGGUGUGUUUUUUUUCUCACAAAAUGACCAAAUCUAAGGACAAGCGAGAGAAAGUCAGCGUUGCUAGCGAGAUUGAUCGUGUUGAGGAGCGACGGUUGCGAUGUCACGAUAGUAUCGAGAGGGCCGAGUUCAGACGGCGGCGCGAGGAGCUCUCGGAUCAAGACAGACAAUCGCUGGAGGAUGAAAUGACGAUAAUGAACGAUAGGAUGCAAAAGUAUGAUAAAGAGCUGGAGGUGUUGAGAGGAGAGAACAGGAGGAAUAUGAUGCUCUCUGUUGCUCUAUUGGCUGUCAGUGCUCUCUUCUACUACGCCUUUAUCCACUACUGAUUUAAGAAUUAGCUCAUUUUAGCACAUUUGACUGUGUUAUGUUACAUCUUCAUCAGGACCAAAUACUGCUUUGGCAGCUAAAAGCCUUAAUGCAGCCAUUUGUGUGAAUUAUACGGUAACAUUCUGGGGUCUCUUUUUUUUUCUCACUUAACCUUCUAUAUUUGCACCUGCAUGCGAGUGUUUACUUUUUUUUUCAUGGGACAAAUAGUAAAGACAUGUCAUUACCCAGUCAUUUUUUUUCAUGGGACAAAUAGUAAAGACAUGUCAUUACCCAGUCAUUUUUUUUGUAUUACCUUUUUAAUUUGGCAUGAACACAAGUCAUCUUAUUGUCAAACAAAUCAGUUUAAAAAGUAGGCUACCUGCCCAUGUUCAUCCACUCCAAAAUAAUUCCUGCAUCCAAUCAGUGCACUGUACACUCGUGUCAUUUGAUGAAUGGAAAGUGAAAUCUGUUACAAAACACCAAAAAAGUAUAAUGACAUUUGGCAGUUGUCAUUGGGUCUACAGUAGCCUGAAUUGAUGUGUCUUGCUGACAACAUGACCUUUUCUGUAGAAAGAGAAGUCGGGACACUUGAAACGGGGCUGAAAUAUGUAACAGUCCCGCAUGACAAGUGCAGCCACAUGGGAUAAAAAAAACACAGAAUACAGAGGUGGGGGUGUUGGUUUCAUGUGGGAUAAGCUUUUAUUUUCAUAUUUACCACUAUAGCAGUACACGUUUCAUUUUAAACAAAUAAGAUAAUGGGUAAAUUAGCAUUAUUUAUUAGAGACCCCCCCAAAGUUAUGACUUGUUUAAUUUAGGGGGGCUCAUAUCUCUUUCAGGGUUUAUCCCCACUUGUAAUUCACACUCUGCUCAUAGGUACCUCUGCUCUGUCAAGCUUUGGUACUCAAAUUGCCUAAUUUGUUGAGCCACUACAAAUUGGAUGUUCGUUGUGAAGUCAUCCACAUCAUCAACUAACUCCUGGGCUGAGCUUUGCUUUCCCCUUCAUACAGACUGUGGUAUACUUUUACUACACUUCAAUGGUUACUGAUGCUCUUAAGGACCACUCAUGGACCACUUAAGGACCACUCAAAGCAAAAUCAUGCACAAUGCUUAUGUAAAUCAUAAACUCUUCAAGCGUGACAUAGUAUACAAUUCUUCCUUUGACUUCAUUGCAAUUUGUGCUCCGUAGUGCUAUGAUGAGGGUAUGAAGACACUGUACUUCUCAAUGGGUUUGCAUAGUGCACCUUGGGAUUGCGUUCUCAGACUGUUGCUAAAAUGAUGCUUUAGUUCUCAUUGUGGUCAAUAACCACUAUGCCUGUCUGUUAGUUAAAUCACCUGAGACUUGACUGGGCUUUAUCACUUGACAUAAUUUUGCAAGGGUCUGUAUUUACAAAGCAUCUCGGAGUAUGAGCACUCCUACUCAGAGAUGCUUUGUCAAUAUGGGCACAGGGCUACAUAUACUGUAUACCAUUAGAAUAAGGAAGGGGUGUAUAUGUGUUUUUGUCCACAUCUUAAUUAAUUCCAAGCCUUUGGUGCCAAAAUGAAUCUCCCCAUGGCCUUUUUUUGUUCAGGGAUUGCAUGUUUAGCAGUGCCUAUGCAUCUAAAUGGUUUACAUUGAGAAUGUUUGAUUACUCAUGCAUGCAUUAAGGCCUUCCUACAUGCAGACAGCUUCACAUCAUUUUGAUCCCUCACCCAAGGCAACAAGUUUAUAUAUAUUUACUGUAAAUUAAUUCAGAUAAUUACAUGCUUGGCAUGUAUGUACAUUGUUCUUUUGUAAUUAUGUCUGAACAUCCAAAAAACAAAAUAAAUGCAUCUCUAAAUCUG
Molecule: messenger RNA, 2324 nt
Organism: Oncorhynchus gorbuscha (pink salmon)
Lineage: Eukaryota; Metazoa; Chordata; Actinopteri; Salmoniformes; Salmonidae
Gene: ccdc167
Product: coiled-coil domain containing 167
Exons: 4
Coding region: 221-523 (100 amino acids)
Source: RefSeq, a predicted model, not a curated record